Molecule: messenger RNA, 1012 nt
Organism: Rubroshorea leprosula
Lineage: Eukaryota; Viridiplantae; Streptophyta; Magnoliopsida; Malvales; Dipterocarpaceae
Source: the annotation of a GenBank genome assembly
ACUGGUGGAGUCGGAGGAAGAUAAAGUGUCGGAAGAUCUCGGAACCGAGCAACGCCGCCGAAUCGGACAAGCGUCUCGUUGUCAUUGGUCAGGGUGAGAACAUGGAACGAGUCCUUGUUGAUGAUUUGAGUGAGCCAACCAUGGGUGAGAAGCUUGCAAGUUUGAAUAUAGUAGAUGAUGAUGGUAAAGCUACCCAUGGAAAUGAAGAAAGAGAAAAAUCCACGCGUCUUACAAAGCCUUCAUUUUCAGACUCGGUCAAUAUCUUGCUUAGGCAAGCAUUACAUGCUGAUGAUCAUGCACUUCUAUUAGACUGCUUGUACACCCUAGAUGAGAAGGUUAUUGAAAAUUCAGUCUUGCUAUUAAAUCCAUCUGAUGUUCUUAUACUUUUACAUUCUCUUGUAUCUUUGAUCCAGUCAAGGGGUGCAGUUUUGGCAUGUGCUCUUCCAUGGAUAAAAAGCUUACUUCAUCAACAUGCUAGUGGGAUUGUGUCCCAGGAGUCGUCAUUGCAUACUCUAAACUCCUUGUAUCAGCUCAUUGAAUCUAGGGCGUCAACUUUUGAAUCAGCUCUUCAAGUAUCAAGUUGCUUAGACUUCCUUUAUGCUGGGAUUGUUGAGGAAGAGAAUGCCACCAUUCCUCUAAUCUAUGAGGACGAGGAUGAAAGUGAUGAAGAGGAAUCUGAAGAUGCCAUGGAUACCGAUCAGAACAGUGAAGAGGGGGAAGGACUUGAUGAAGGAUUUGAUGGGAGGAGACGAAAAGCAACGCCUGAAAACAUUCACUUCCCAGCUGCAUUAAAAAGCUGGCAGAUCAUUAUAAGCUUUCAUCAGGAUGCAUUGAUACAUGCAGAGUAUUUCAAUGCAAGCAUCGCUGCUGCUGUCUUUGGAGACUGGAGAAAGGGCAUGCUGAUAGCUUAGGAGUUAACUUAAGCCUUCUUUUCCUAUGAGAUAAUUAUUUUUUUCAAUUUAAAGCAGAAAAUGUCUGAGACCUCAUUAUCUUAUAAAUAACACUUUCCAUA